AUGGACCACAAGCCAUGGCUUUGGAGGAAGAAAUCUACAGAAAAGCCCAAUGUUGGAGCAGCAGCAGCAGCAGAAGACAAAGUCAACGUCUUGGGCAAAGGAAAUGAAGAUGAGAUAGAGGCAAUUCGGGCUGAGAAGGCAGAGCUGGAGAACAAUCUGAAAACUUUAAGUGAUAAGCUUGCUUCAGCUCUCUCUGAAUGUAACAGCAAAGAUGAACUUGUGAAGAAACAUGCCAAAAUGGCACAGGAGGCUGUUCAAGGCUGGGAGAAGGUAGAAGCAGAUGCGGGGUUUCUAAAGCAAGAACUGGAUAAAUCUUUACAAAUCAGAGCAGCUCGUGAAGAAAGAAUAGCUCAAUUGGAUGCAGCCCUCAAGGAAUGUAUGCAGCAGCUACGAUUUGUUCGAGAAGAAGAGGAGCAAAGGGUUCAUGAUGCUAUGAUGAAGACAUCAAGAGAAUUUGAGAAAUCCCAGAUGGUAUUAGAGGAGAAAUUAUCAGAGACCACUAAAAGGCUUUCUAAAAUAGGUGCAGAAAACACCCAUCUUAGUAAUGCUCUUUUAGUGAAGGAAAAGUUGAUAGGAGAUUUAAGAAAACAAUUGACUCAGGUGGAAGCUGAUUUCAAUGCACUAACGAGUAGAUUAGAAUCCACCGAGAAAGAUAAUGCUUCUUUGAAAUAUGAGGUUCGAGUGCUUGAGAAAGAGCUUGAGAUCCGGAAUGAGGAGAGAGAAUUCAACCGUCGAACUGCUGAUGCAUCACACAAGCAAAACCUGGAGGGUGCAAAGAAAAUUGCGAAGUUAGAAUCAGAAUGUCAGAGGUUGCGUCUCCUGGUCCGGAAGCGGUUGCCAGGUCCUGCUGCGUUGGCAAAAAUGAAAACUGAAGUUGAAAUGCUAGGAUGGGAUUCUGUUGACAUGAGGAGGAGAAAGUUGAAUCCAAAUGGUUUAAUGUAUGACUCUACUGUUGAUAACUUUCCUGAGACUCCCAGCAAAAGGGUUAACAUUCUGACUGACCAGUUAUAUGCUAUGGAAGAAGAAAACCAGACUCUCAAGGAAGCACUCAAUAAAAAGAUGAAUGAACUCCAGUUCUCUAGAAACAUGUAUGCUCGUAUAGCUUCAAAAUUAUCACAAGUUGAAACACCGCUUGAAGAAUCAUCACGAGGCCAGACAACCAUGGAGCCAAUGAGGAGUAGUCUUAUGUCUCGUGAAGUGUCUGUAGCAUCUAUGUCUGAUAUUGGCAGCGAUGAUAAGGUUAGUUGUGCUGAUUCAUGGGCUUCUGCCUUGAUUACAGAACUGGAGCACUUUAGAAAUGAAAAACAAAAGGGAUCACUAACAAGAAAAACUGUUGGAGCUUCAGACAUAAAUCUGAUGGAUGACUUUAUUGAAAUGGAAAAGUUAGCAGUGGUUUCUGCUGAUAAACCAAGUGUAGGUUCUCCUGUUUCUUCAGCUAACGCAUUUGUUGGCACCUUGGAAACUGAGUAUUCCUCAGAACUUGUGGGUAGCGAGAUGGUUCCUGUUUCUGACAGUGAGUCAGGCUUCAAUAUGUCAAACAGGGAGACCGGAUUUAAAAAUAUUCCUGAUGGUAAAGCUCCCAAUUGGAUUCAGGAUAUAGUGAAACUGGUGUUGGAGCACAACCGUGUUGCAGGAAGAAAUCCUGAACAGAUACUUGAGGAUAUAAGAUUAGCUCUGGCAUCCACAGAAAAUCCAAAGCCUGGUGAGUUGGUUGAUGCAAGGACAAAUGGAAACCAUUUUGAUGCAUCCAAUCCUUCCUCUGUUAAAAGCUGCAUCUCAUGGAAAGGUUCAGAUAGAUCUCUAGUAACUGAUUCACUCUGUGGAGUAAGUGAUGUGGACGUCUCAAGCCCAAAGAGGAGUAAUCAGCAGUUCCAGCCAGAUCUGAGUAAAUCAUUAUGUAAAAUAAUUGAGCUUAUUGAGGGAAUCAGUGUGCCAUCUCCAGAUUAUAACCCAGAGAAUGGGACCAGGAAGGAUGGGAACUCGUCCACAUAUAAGAAUGCAGAAUACACAGGCUACAUGGUUCGUGUUUUCCAGUGGAAAACUUCUGAACUUGGUGAUCUUCUACAACAAUUUGUUCAUGCUUGUUAUGAUCUGUUGAAUGGAAAGGCUGGUCUUGACAAGUUUGCCCAAGAGCUCACUACUGCCUUGGACUGGAUUUUAAACCACUGCUUUUCACUUCAAGAUGUUUCAAGCAUGAAGGAUGCAAUUAAGAAACAAUUUGAUUGGGAUGAUACACGAAGUGAAAGUGAAGCAGAAGUUGGAGUGGUUGGUCACUUUAUAGAUACAGACAAAUUACGUGUUCCACGAGAACAGUUAUCAUGUUUGCCCGCGUCUACUUCUUCAAAUGGCCAUAGCAUCCAAAUAGAAGAGCUGCAGGCCAAUCUGGUCAAAGAAAACAGAAAAUUAAAGGAUGAAUUGGUGAAUAUAGAAUCUGCAAAGAGAGAGUUGGAAGGGAGAUUUCAGUCAGCUUCUGAUAAGAGUGAAUACCUGAUGAAUCAGCUUAAGGAAUCGGAAAAGGCUAUAGCCAGUUUGAGAACAGAGUUACAAAGUUUAAGAGAGUCAAAAGGAAUCAUUGAGGACCAAAUUAAAAAUCACAAGGUGAUGAAUGAAGAUCUUGACACGCAGCUUACAGUGGCCAGAGUUGAAUUAAGUGAAGCUCGCCAAAAGUUUUCAUCCCUAGAAGUUGAACUGGAGAAUAAAUACAACUGCUGCGAAGAAUUGGAGGCUAAAUGCCUGGAACUGCAGCUUCAGCUUGAAAGUGUGAAGAAGAAAAGCCCAAAUUCCGAUCUUAAUCCAGACGAAAGGCAAGCCCAAAAUGAUUGGGAGAUAACAGCUGCUUCAGAAAAGUUGGCCGAAUGCCAAGAGACAAUACUUAACCUCGGGAAGCAGUUGAAGGCAAUGGCUGCACCAAAGGAAGCAGCCCUUUUUGACAAGGUCAUCACUAAUCCCACUGAUAUAAAUACCCUCAAAGCCAAAGCCACAUGCCCAACCCCACAGAAGAAGCUGAACCAACGAUCCUCUCUACUAGAUCAAAUGUUAGCAGAAGAUGGUGCUGGCAUCAAGGAUUUAAUGUCUCCAAAGACAAAAGAGGUCAACAGUAAUUCAACUUCCACAUUCGGUCCUAAUAGGGUGAUAGAGCCCCUCGAGAAUAUCCUUGUUCUAAAUGGUAAAUACCAGGAUGACAAUGCUACUGUUGGUUCCUUAGCUAUAGUGCCUGGCAAGAAAAGGGGAGGUGGGAGUUUAUGGAAAAAGCUGUUAUGGAGAAAGAAAGGUAGCAGCAAAAAAGCACCCCUUCCAAUCGCUUCAUGA
Prunus armeniaca (apricot) is the source of this 3309-nucleotide messenger RNA. NCBI's taxonomy places the organism in Eukaryota, Viridiplantae, Streptophyta, Magnoliopsida, Rosales, Rosaceae. The record is from the annotation of a GenBank genome assembly.